Molecule: messenger RNA, 408 nt
Organism: Eruca vesicaria subsp. sativa (arugula)
Lineage: Eukaryota; Viridiplantae; Streptophyta; Magnoliopsida; Brassicales; Brassicaceae
Source: the annotation of a GenBank genome assembly
AUGUCUUCUAAACAGGAAAAUGGAACCAAUCUUUCGACGCUGCCGGACGUAGAAGGGACUGAAACAAUCCCUUUUGGCCGGAGAUUGCUAAGGGCUCAAAGAGGGCAAAACGUUUAUCCUCGGGCGAGACAUCUUAGCCGGAGAUGGAGAGCCAUGGUGGUGCAUAAAGUAUAUUCCUUAAAGCUAUACAACGCUCUCCGGUUAUCUCGGCGAAGCACAACGGUCCGAGACACGGCAGAUAAAAUCCUCGCGACUACCGCUCGUGGUACGGCCCGAUGGAGCCGAGCCAUUUUGGUGAGUCCACUCGGGAAGUGGCUGUGCCGGCACAAGAAUACAAUUACAAAGCCGGCGUCGGCGGUCGGGAGGUGGAGGGAAGAGGAGGAAGAAGUUGUCGCCGGUGAGAAGUAG